Messenger RNA from Polypterus senegalus (gray bichir), 2162 nucleotides. It is a transcript of the gene brd7, whose product is annotated as bromodomain containing 7. Gene Ontology annotation, cellular component: nucleus. Bases 60 to 2069 code for a protein of 669 amino acids. NCBI's taxonomy places the organism in Eukaryota, Metazoa, Chordata, Cladistia, Polypteriformes, Polypteridae. Gene Ontology annotation, biological process: regulation of transcription by RNA polymerase II. The record is from RefSeq and is a predicted model, not a curated record. The transcript is spliced from 18 exons.
GCCUGCCAGUCCCGAGUCUCAACAAAGGAAUUACGAAGCGGCCUCUGUGAGAAUCGGACAUGGGGAAGAAACAUAAGAAACACAAGGGUGACAAACACGGCUUCGAGGGAAAAACUGAGUAUGUGGAGAAGCCUUUGAAACUGGUUCUCAAAGUGGGAGGCAAUGAAGUGACUGAACUGUCCACAGGGAGUUCUGGGCAUGAUUCUGGUACUUUUGAAACCUUUGAAGACAAGUCUGAUCAUGAAAAGCAUAAGGACAAGAAAAAAAAAAAGAAGAAGAAAGGAGAAAAGGAGAAGCACAGCCCUGAACCAGAAGUAGUGGAGGAGAAAAAGAAAAAGAAGACAGAGAAGAAGAAGAGGAGUGAAGACAGUAUGGACACUGACAUGUUUGACCAGGAAAGGAGCCAGACCCCAUUAAGAGCAGAUCUGCUACCUGAAAAGUCUAUCAGCACAUCGCUAGCAAAGCCAGAGGAAAAGGAGCUGACACCUCUGCAAGAAGCUUUAACACAGUUAAUUCGUCAGCUUCAGAGGAAAGACCCCAGCGCCUUCUUUUCAUUCCCUGUGACUGACUUGAUCGCACCUGGAUACUCUUUGAUCAUUAAACACCCAAUGGACUUCAGUGCUAUGAAGGAGAAAGUGAAGAAGGAGGAGUACCAGUGUCUGGAAGAGCUGAAGGUAGAUUUUAGGACUAUGUGUGAAAAUGCAAUGACCUACAACAAGCCAGACACCAUUUAUUUUAAGGCUGCCAAGAAGCUUCUUCAUUCUGGAAUGAAAAUACUCAGCCAGGAGAGGAUUCAGAGUUUAAAGCAGAGUAUUGACUUCAUGACUGAUUUAGAAACCACAAAUAGCCUCAGAUGCAAGGAAGAAUUUUCCGGAACAUUGGGAGAAUCCAGCCGUCACUCUUUUCAGGAACAGGAAGAAUCCAUGGAUCUCUAUGAUGGAGCAAAGUCCCCCAGCAAAGCCAGCAAGGAAUAUAAAAGCCAGGAAAGCCAGGAGUUUUUGAAAAACAGCAGCACUGCUGUGUCUGAGCAAGAGCUGCAGCAAAUUGAGCAGCUCAUUGAAGAAUCGGGGGGCAAGUUAACACGGCGGGGAGUAGAAAGUCAGUUUCAGUUUGAGCGAAGACGAGCAGAUGGUACCACAUCACUAGGCUUUCUUAAUCCGUCAGAACUGUCUGUGGGGGACCCUGGGUAUUGCCCUGUGAAACUUGGGAUGUUGAGUGGGCGACUCCAAAGUGGCAUUAAUACCCUUCAAGGCUUUAAAGAAGAUAAACGCAACAAAAUAACUCCAGUGUCCUAUGUGAAUUAUGGACCUUACAGCUCCUACGCCCCAGUCUAUGACUCCAGCUUUGCCAACAUAAGCAAAGAAGAUUCUGAUCUUGUCUACUCCUUCUUUGGAGACGAGUCCAGCCUGCAGGGCUCAGACAGCAUUCAGGAGUUUCUGAUAAAAUCUGAGGACCAUAUAUACCGACAUGCUGACAACAUACUGGAUGCUGUGACCAAUGGGGAGCAUUCCAGAAGGUUGAGAGAAAUGAACAUGUUUCAGAUACAAGCACGGCACACCUGCUUCAGUGUCCUGACAGUUGACGAAAACGAAGAGUUUGCAAACCAGCUUGAACUGGCCAGCGACACUGAGGUUAUGGAAGCAGAUGCUGGCAGCAGGGUUAACUUUGCUUCUCUGAGUGCCGUGAUGGGUCUGGACAUUGAAUCACCUGCCUUUGACUCAAAAGAGGUACAAAUGUUCCAGCAGAAACUGGAUGAAACGACUCAGCUACUGCGAGAGCUGCAGGGUGCCCAAAAUGAAAGGCUUGGUGUGAAGCCUCCGCCGAGUAUCAUCUGUUUGCUUGCACCUUCGUCCAGAGAAAUCCAGCUGGCUGAGAAGGUAACUGAAAAUUUAAAGUUAAUGGCAAGUCAAGUGGCACCAGGGGACGUCACAAGUAUACACGGAAUUCGAAAGGCCUUAGGUAUCACAGUGCCACUCAGCAUGCAGGUGGAGCCCGAUCUAGACAUUACUACAGAUUCAUCAGCCAUCAACACUGAGAAUCAUCAGUCUUCAACUGUAAUUGUCAUCUAAUCGUGCCAAGGUUUAUUUUGUAAAUUUGCAUUGUUUGUGGUUUUUGUAUUGUACAGAUUUUUUAUACAAUAAAUCUCAUUUGCUAACUGUUUA